Cutaneotrichosporon cavernicola is the source of this 546-nucleotide messenger RNA. RefSeq lists its product as uncharacterized. The record is from RefSeq and is a predicted model, not a curated record. NCBI's taxonomy places the organism in Eukaryota, Fungi, Basidiomycota, Tremellomycetes, Trichosporonales, Trichosporonaceae. The coding region runs from base 1 to 546 and encodes 181 amino acids. Gene Ontology annotation, biological process: intracellular sterol transport. The transcript is spliced from 6 exons. Gene Ontology annotation, molecular function: sterol binding.
AUGCGUCUCUCUCUCCUUGCCCUCCUCCCCGCCCUAGCCACGUCCGCUUCUGCCGGUAUCACAGGUGACGCACUGGGCAUCGUCGCCAACGUCCUCGGCGGCAACGUCCAGCUCCCCACCGACGGCCCUGUCUACACUUUUGACUCGUGGCGCUAUGUCGACUGCGGUCUCCCUACGGAUCCGAUCCAAAUCGAGAGCAUUGAGCUCAGCCCCGACCCUCCCAAGCCCGGCAAGGAGCUCGAGGUCAAGGUCAAGGCCUCGGCUGCUGAGGUGAUUGAGGAUGGCGCGUACGCCGAUGUGACGGUCAAGCUCGGCCUGAUCAAGCUGCUCCAGAAGCGGUAUGACCUGUGCGAGGAGGCACGCAACGCCAACGCGACCAUCCAGUGCCCCGUCCAAGAGGGCGACUACACUGUCGUCCAGAAGGUUGACCUUCCCAAGGAGAUCCCCAGGGCCAAGUUUAUCGUCAACGUCCGCGCGUACACUGCCGACGACGACGACCUGGCCUGCCUCGACCUGAUUGUCGACUUUAUGCCGCCCAAGGACUAG